Durusdinium trenchii is the source of this 2127-nucleotide messenger RNA. The record is from the annotation of a GenBank genome assembly. NCBI's taxonomy places the organism in Eukaryota, Dinophyceae, Suessiales, Symbiodiniaceae.
AUGAAAUUGGCCCUGGGCAGCCCCAGGCGCACAAUACCUCAGUUGAAUAAAAGGUAGGGGUAAGGCCAGGCGGUUUCCCUUAUUUUUGGCUCAAGGCUUGUUUGUAGUUACAUUUGUGCGCACACAAUCAAUCUCGUGUCACAAUGGCAAUCAUGCGCACGCAUCUAUGCUUCAGUACUUGGUCCCUACAACUGCUGCUGACAUUGGCAAGUCCUGCAUUCCGUGCUGAGCAGUACCCAGGCUAUGAAGUACGACAGGUGUUGCAAGAAGCAGGAGACUUUGUUAGAGCGGCUCAAGAAGCGUUGGGGAGACGAACAGAAGCUUUGCAGUCGCCAGAUGAGCCUUCACGUCCAAGCGUGCCGCACCGCUUCUCUUCGAACAUUACAUUCAUGUCCGGCGAUCUAGGAUUCCCCUCGCAAGGCUCUGGCUUGUUUGCGCAGGAUGCUGACCAGAAGGCAAUGAGAGUAGAAACAAUGCGACCUUUUGACUUGGUCGAAGGGUGGGUGACCAAUAUGACCACGUUGACUUUGGCCAACGCGUCAUAUGAUGUCACAGGUGGCAGUCUUCCAGUAUGCCGUCAGCUGGCCAUGUUGAGGGUGCAAAGAUUCUCCGAUCUCUUCUCUUGGGCAGCCAAUCCGCUUCUUUCAGAAUAUGGAGGGCAACAUCAGGUGGACGGGAGGCAGUGCUCCUUGUGGCAUCUUCAUGCCCAGAACCAAUCCAUGACUUUAUGUGCAAGUGGUGACUUUCCGGUUGAGCUGAACAUGAGCAUUUUCUUGAAGAGCAGCACAGGUGGCAGGAAAUUCAACACCACCUAUCGCUUUGGUCCAUUGAAUCUGGGGAGCGAGGUGCCGCAAUUUCUCUUCAGCAAGCCUUCCAUAUGUGGAAGCCUGGCUCCUGCUUGUGAGAAUGGCCGUGGUCUUGAACCCGUUCAGAUGGACGCUUAUGUUUUCCACCCCGGUUUGUCCGCUGCUGACUACAACCUUGAGGAUCAAAAUGUGGCAGACCUUGCGGGAGAUGCUCUCUUCAUUUGUAUGGAUCGCUUGCGAAGCCAGACGACCUCUUUCAUCGAUCACAACUACAGCUUGAUCUCACGCUACACUCUUCAAGUGUCUCCGGCCUUUGGGCAGUAUGGUUUGUGUAACGGCUACCCAGACACUCAACCUCCAGGCCCUUUUUGUGCUGGUGGAGAUCCGCGCUUGGUGGGAAAAGAAAGGCCUGGUUUUGUGGGCGAUGGUGAGGGCAGGUGUGCAGCGACAAGUCCUAUCGGCUUUUGGCUGGGGCUACCCAAGGCUGGUCAUUGCCCACCUGGCCAAUCACCAACGAAGGAUGCUUGGGUUGGUGGCUGCACGUGGUCUGUCCAGAAGCGUAUUAAAACAAUUCAGCAGACUUGCCUGCUGAAAGACCAUGACUAUUUGAAGUUUUGCAAGGCUGACUUUGUUGAGAAGAGAGGCUUCCCAAGGAGCAUGGCUGCCCUUGAGGCUGCGUUUGCUUCUGAGGAUCCCUCCAAGGGUGGGUGCAAGGAUGUGGGUGGACCUCAUGACCAGAGUGAGUCCACCUUUAUCGUUUGAAUGGCCCACUGAUGAGCCACUAUGAUCGGGCCACAUGUGCUAUGGAGAGCAGGACCGGCCCUCGCUCCUGCAACUCGAUGCACAGCUUAUGAUCCUUCAAAGUGAACGGCUUCCUGUCAUUCUGCUUGGGAAGUGACAAUGUGGAAGACAGACGCAGCAGCUGGCUGGGGCACUCUUUUGUGUCAAUAACGCUUGGAAUCAAGCUUUGACGUGGCAAGUUCAGUACAGUAUUUGCUCCAGCAUGUCCAGGUGGCACUAAAUGCAUGUGAAGGCAAUAUCCAGACCCUUGCAGUCUACAUUUUUAGGGUUACAAUCGUUGAUUUGUCGUUCAGAUCACUACUUAACUACUCAUGCCUUGAUAUGUCCUCUUCAAAGAGGACUCAUGGCGAGAUUCUCUUACAAACACAAAUUACUUGUGGGGUGGCUUCAUGUCAUGUGCGAGCAGGAGCAAAGCCAUUUCUGUUUGGACAAUGUUGAAUAUAUGCAGUGUGACGAAGGGUGUGGUACACCAAGACCUAGCAUCAGCACUUGUCAACUGUACUGACACCACAUAACGAAC